This is a messenger RNA of Cercospora beticola, 1338 nucleotides long. RefSeq lists its product as uncharacterized. The record is from RefSeq and is a predicted model, not a curated record. Lineage: Eukaryota; Fungi; Ascomycota; Dothideomycetes; Mycosphaerellales; Mycosphaerellaceae.
UCCGGAUCGUCGCCCAGUCCUCUUCGGUGAGCUGCAGUCCACGAAGGAUUGGCGUGCCGACAUGAUCAGCCUGCCUGCGCAAGGCGUCCUCACCCCAGGUACUCCGCCGUUUGUGCGGAAGGACGAGCGUCGGACGGAACGCACUGCUCUCUCGUCGCUCCAUUGUCUCGGGUUAUAUACAUGCCCGGGAGACUGACAUAUCCCACCAGGACGAUAUAGCUACUGAGAGCAGAUGAUGCGGGGCCAAUUCGCAGAGCGAAAUCAAGUUUACACCCACCUACCAGACUGGACGAGAGCUGACCCGCCACGGUACCGUUCCACCGCCACUCUUCACGCGCGAGCAUGAGCAACGCCUCCAACUCGCCACUGACGCCAGCUGAGCCGUCCAAGCCUCGCCAGCCCACGACAUCCUUGAAUCUCCUCCUUCCCAAUUUCGACCGCUCGUCCAAGUACUUCAACCUGCCGAAGACAGACAAUGCGCUCACCAAGGAACUGGAACGCCUGACAGCAGUCGGCAUCAAAUUGUACAACGAGCGCCGCUUUGUAGAACUUGCACAGUCCGGCCUCAUCUCUCCCAAUUUGAUCAAAGUCAACCAGGAUGGCAACGUGCGGAACAGCGACUUCAAAGGCCACAUGGUUGACCACAAAGCUAUCGUAGCAGAAAACCCGGAGUUCCAGUCGAGGAUCGUCGACAUUGCAGUGGAUGCCGACGAGUGUAAGGGUCUCGGCACAACAUUCGCUCUCCUUGAAGUCACAGGCUACCCUUCAACACUCUGUCGACAAACAAUCAGUGUGGUCAAAUGGAAGCGCAACGGCGAAGGGCAGUGGCAGAUUGCAAAUGUUGCCAAUAUGCGUGGAGCACAGGGGUUUGCUUAACAUUCGCCAAUCAUGGCCCCGACAAACACUUCCUGGGAUUGCCCUAUACCACGUGCAUGACCAUGUGGGAAGUCCAAAAUCAUUUUGACCACCUGAUUGCAUGCUACGCUCUCAUCGCAAAUUCAUAAGCUAACUGCAGCUGAUGUGUGCGGGAGUUGCCGCGCGUUCGGACUCAACACCAUUAAAUCGACAAAGUCUUGAGGGAGCACAGAACGGAAACCUGCAGCCAAAGACCACGCAAGCCCAGUCCUGAGCGACAAAAAAACCAGUGGCGCGAGUGCUGUCUGUUUUCUGGAGCUCGAUCCGCUUUGACUUAGCGAUCGAGGAACAGGACAUGACUGCCCAGCCAGCUGUGAGCGAUCAAUUCAGCGAUCAAGAGUACCGGCGUUACGACGAAACAGCAUUUAGCGGCAGAACAAAAAAGCUGGCAGCAGGAACGGCGACCCGAAGACCACUCAACAC